AUGCAGACGCUGGUGGUGGACUGGGGGGCGGCUAGCACGAAGGCCGGCAUCGCAGGGGAGGACGCGCCGUCAUUGAUCGUCCCCACGAGCCAGGACGGAGGCGCCAGGGACUCCAGCGAGCUGGCCAUCGAGGAGGUGGCCGACCUGUGGCGACUCGUGUUUGGCCCUCAGCACCUCUGCGUUGACACCACGGAGCACAUGCUCAUAACGGCCGAGGCCGCCCUGGCCCCCAAGAUCCACCGCGAGCGCUGCUGCCAGCUGGCAUUUGAAGAGUUUGGUGUGGCUGGCUACUAUGUGGGCACCAGCGCGGUGCUGAGCCUCUACGCAGCUGGCCGCACCACUGGCAUCGUUGUGGACUGCGGCCACCACUCCACCACCCUGGCACCCAUUUAUGAAGGCUACGCGUUUCCUCACGCGAUCAAAAAGCUGCCCUACGGUGGGAUCGACACCACCAAGAAGCUCAUUGACCUCCUCAAUGACUCUCCCUUCCGAACGUGGCGUCGCUUGUCCAAGACGGCGGGGGCGGACCUACGCGAGGUGGGCAAGCUGAAGGAGCGCGUGUGUCAGGUGGCGCUCGACGUGGCCACUGAACGCGACGCCGCACACCAGCUGCACGCACGGUGGGACGCCCUGCACGCGGCUACGGCCAACGAGGCGCUCUUCCUGAGCAGGCUUCCCAAGGAGCUCUCGCAGAUCGUGCUAACCAACGUACUCGACGGCGAGCCGGUCGGAAUCACUAGCUACACCCUUCCGGACGGCACAGUACUACGCGUUGGCGAAGAAGUGUUUGGCUGCGUGGAGACCUACUUCGAUCCCACCUACUGCCACUCCACAAGCUCUGCGCAGAGCUCAGCCACAGUGCCCCUGGGGCGCAGCCCCGUCAUCCGUGCUGAUCCAUCGCUCUCAAGCACGCACACUUCUGCGUCGGCCGAGGUGAGCGAUGCUGACAGGGUGGAGGAGGGUCCACCCAUGGGCUUGGCUGCCUUUGUCAGUGAUGCCAUACAGCUCAUUGACGAUGAUCUGCGCAAGGACCUGUACAACAACAUUGUCCUUUCUGGCAUGUUGCCCUCUCUCACCUCUGGUGUGAAGCCUUGCCUUUGA
This is a messenger RNA of Acanthamoeba castellanii str. Neff, 1101 nucleotides long. RefSeq names its product actin subfamily protein. The coding region runs from base 1 to 1101 and encodes 366 amino acids. The transcript has 5 exons. NCBI's taxonomy places the organism in Eukaryota, Discosea, Longamoebia, Acanthamoebidae. The record is from RefSeq and is a predicted model, not a curated record.